AUAGCUUGGAACCAGUUUGACCAGUUGCUGCUGAGCCGCUUAAGUUGGAACUGGAACUUCACAUUGGAUCACUUGCCAAAGUUCGUUUUAGCUGCACAGACAGAAAAUAUACGCUCGCCAUGUCCAACACAUCCGCUCAUACGAUGCAUGAUAAGCUGGCCAAUAUGGAGCUGCUCACACUGGACAAUCCUGUGUUCUGUUGCUAUCUCUUUUGGGCCACGGUGUUGGUAGUGAAGAUGCUGCUCAUGUCCCUGCUGACAGCGCUGCAGCGUUUCCGCUACAAGGUCUUUCCCAACGAAGAAGAUCUGUUUUUCAAGAACAUUGAAGUGCAGUUCGAUGAUCCACACGUGGAACGCGUGCGAAGAGCUCAUCGCAAUGACAUGGAGAAUAUUUUGCCAUAUUUCAUCAUGGCCUUGAUCUAUGUGAGCACCAACCCCAACCCCCUGGUGGCCUGCAAUCUGUUCCGCGUGGCUGCCAUUGCACGCAUUGUCCACACACUCGUCUAUGCUCUCUUUCCAGUGCCGCAGCCAUCGCGUAUUUUGGCCUUUGCCACGAUGCUGCUGAUUACCUUCUACAUGGCUGCCGUUGUGGCUUUGCGUACUUUGCGUUUUAUUUAAGUGUAGUCGAAGCAAGCAACGAAUAUUUUAAAAGUGGCGCCACAAAAAAUUACGGACGCUGACGUCACAUAUUCAUAUUGGCCAGGGCAGCACAAAUAGGUUUAGGGUUGUCGAGCUUUAAGUGUUUUUUUUUUCUAGAAUACUCAUGCGUAACUUAAUAAAAGGUAAUACAUGUUAAAGCUGUGUGCUUUAUGAUGUCACAGCUGUAGCAUUGUCCAGAUAACAGUUUCUGCUGUGAUUUUCAAGGUAACCCAGCUAAUGAAUUGACCAGCGCUCGAGUUUCUGAUGUCACGGUUAAAGAAUAGCCACUCAAGGCUUCAUGCAGCGCUCGUGUCACGACUCACUUUUACAUGUAAACAAAUCAUGAACCAACAUUCAUUCAUUUAACCUAACUACUUGAUAACAUGGAGCACGACAGUAGUUGCUGGGGGACCAGCUGGAAAUAGCGCGAUAAUCUUUGACGUCACAGCUGGACU
Molecule: messenger RNA, 1093 nt
Organism: Drosophila hydei
Lineage: Eukaryota; Metazoa; Arthropoda; Insecta; Diptera; Drosophilidae
Product: microsomal glutathione S-transferase 1
Exons: 4
Coding region: 120-617 (165 amino acids)
Cellular component (GO): membrane
Source: RefSeq, a predicted model, not a curated record